Molecule: messenger RNA, 2765 nt
Organism: Anopheles darlingi
Lineage: Eukaryota; Metazoa; Arthropoda; Insecta; Diptera; Culicidae
Product: polyadenylate-binding protein-interacting protein 1-like
Exons: 8
Coding region: 343-2307 (654 amino acids)
Biological process (GO): regulation of translational initiation
Molecular function (GO): RNA binding; translation activator activity; protein binding
Source: RefSeq, a predicted model, not a curated record
GAAGAAAGAAGAAGAGACGAAAAGUUUUCGGGAAACGUGUGUUUUCAUUUUCCCUGCGAAAUCUGCGAAAAUCCUGAAACGAUAUCGAAUAAUCCGAUCCACCCGUCGAUUCCCCUGUGCCACGACCGAUUGUUUGAUCGUUUUUCCUUGCCACAUCGACCACCGGAAGUAGUUAGCUCGAGAAAAACGCGGCGGAACUCUCCUCAUUUUCGUCGCCACGAAAAGCGCGUUUCGGCGUCAUUUUCGGUCGGAUCAGGAUUGUGCAAUCUUCUUUUGGGAAAUAAGCGUGAUCGACCGCAGUGAGGACCACGAUUUCCACGCAGAAGCAGAUUCUAGGCCAUCAUGGAACCCGCGAGCGGCUUUUGGCAACCCCGAGAGGACGGAUACGAACAGAUACGGACCCCCAAAGGUUGUACGCUCAGAGUGGCCGCGCCGGAGUUUGUCCCGAAGGUAAAACUAUCUACAGACAACACUCCAUAUCCACAACAGCAACAACCUGUCUACCUUCAGCAGCAACAUCAGCAACCCCAGCCGCACCAGCACCAGCACCAGCAGCAGCACUACUCGCAACAGAUGUCUAUGGGUCAGCCUAAAACGUCGGCACUACAACUUCGAAUGGAGCAAGCUGCCGCCGGAGAGCCGGGCGGAGGAGCCGGCGGUGGUAGUUACAGUGGUGGGGCAUCGUACGAUUACACGGGUGGCCACCUCGGAGGACACGGUGGUGGACCGCACAACAACGGGCCUAUGAGCAACGGGAACGAUCAGAUGAAAACUUCGGCGCUCGUUACACGGAUGAACAAUCUGGGCCUACGGGAUAGGCAGGACACGAAGCAGCACGAAUUCCAUAAUUCCACACAGUUCAAUCACCAUCCGCAACAGCAGCAGCAGCAGCAGCAGCAUCUGCAGCAUCAACAGCAUCGAUACCAGCAGUAUCAGCCGCAACAGCCGCAUCACCACCAGGGAUCGCAGGCUCAUCAUCACCACAACCAUCAUGGCCAUUCGCAAUCGAUGCAGCAACAGCAGAUGCAUCAGCUGCCGUUCGGUGGCUCUUACGGUACGAGCUACUCGAACGCGAUCCACAAUCAGAUGAACCAUCCGAUGUUCCUGGCUGGUGGUGGUAACGGUGGAGAUAACCGGAAGCACAAUGCAGCUGGUGGUCAGCAUCGUUCACGGCAGCAACAACACCACCAUCACCAUCAGCAUCACCACCAUCAGCAGCAGCAGCAGCAUCAGCAUCAUCACCAGCAAGGACCUCACCAUCACCAUCAAUCGGCGUCGUCGAUAGGAGGUGGUGGUGGAUCAGGUGGCAUGCCGAUGGGGGGCAACGGCGGUGGUGCAGAGUACGUCGAUGACGAACAGUCCUCGGAACAUCAAUCCUUUGCACUGGACUAUCUGACCGAGGUUAUAGCCGAGCUGUACGACAAUCCCGGUAUGUUUGAGGACGUCAAGGAGAAGCUAUCGAAAAUGUUUUCCGAUUUCCGUAACGAUCGCUACGUGUUGAGUAACGCCGUCGAGAUGAUCUUCGAGCAGUCAAUCAAGGAAUCGAACUUCCGCUACAUGGGGGCACGGUUGUGCAAACUGCUGGACAGUUUAGACGAGAAUCCCGAGAGCGUACUGCGCGAAAUGUUCCAGCUUAAGAUGGAAGAUCAGCAGAAUGAGCUGAAGCAGAUGAACCACGAACAGCUGAAGGUACGCGGUACCACGCUCUUCCUUGCCGAGCUGUAUAUGCAGUUCAGGAAUCCUCACGUGCAGUCCACCUUAACAAAGGACAUGGCUGGGCGUAUUUUUGCGGCGAUCGAAAUCUUGCUUCAAAAGCCUGGCCCUGAAAAUGCCAAGUGUGUCUGCCAAUGCCUAAAGCUCUGCGGUUUCGAGCUGGAACAAGACUGCCGUGAAGAUGUGCUCAACAUUCUGGAUAAAUUGCGCGAUCUCGAAAAGAACGUCAUGCAUUCAGUGGCCCCACUGAUCUCUUCGGUACUGAAACUACAUAACAACGCCUGGGGACGCAGCGAAGAAACAGUGCCCGUCGCUCCCGUACCUGCCGUCCCGGAUCGCAUGGUUGGUGUAAUGCCGCUAGGGGCCGAUUUCAGCCCUGUAUUCUACGGACCCGACGGAAAAGUACUUUCUGAAGAGGAGAACUCUUUCCUGGAAACUAAUCUCCACCAAGCCAAGAAGAAUGCCGUUUUUGACGAUUAUGAGGACGAUGAAGAUGCAUACGGGGUGGAUGAUCAGGAUCCGGAGGUGCAGCUGGCCUUUGAAAAUUUCGUUGCGGAAACCAAUCGGCCCAACCGACAGCAGCAUCAUCAUUAACUCCUAGGCUCCCUUUCUCGCUCUCUCUCUCUCUCUCUCUCUUUCAAUCUCAGCCCGCUUUGCGGAAACUAGUUUUGGCUUCGAAGUAGAAGCAAAAUGCGAAAGGAGCUCGGUAUGCGCGCGUUUUGAACAAAAUAGCUGCGUUAACGAUCGUGAGAGAGUGUCACUAGCGACAUCAUGCAAUGACCGGAAAAACGUGGAAAGGAAUACGAUGCAGGAGGAAGGUCGAAAAAAAGCAAGGUAGUGAAACAAACUUAUAUCCAAUAUAAAAAUCUACACUUAUACAUUCAAUUUGUCGAUAGAAUAGAUUGUGACUGUGGUCUAGCGAAACAGUGAGGCAGCAGGGCGGCAGGCAAAUUAAGGCAAAAGCAACAAAAAAAACUCAUCACUACGCAAAAACAAUACCCAGGGCACGUUUAGCAAUUUAUAGUCAGGCGGACAGUGAGUGAGUAACGGCG